AUGCAUGUGAGUCCCCCGCCAUUCUGCCUUUGUUUGAUAGCCACAACUGUGCUAUUCUGUCCCCUGCGUGUACCUCCUUCCUUUGGACCGCAAACUUGCCGCGCUACCUCUGCCGCUGUUCCGAAACAGCUACUGGGCAAGAACCUGGUGGUGUGGCGGAACAAGGAGGGUCGCUGGUCGUGCUUCGAUGACCGCUGCCCUCACAGAGCGGCGCCACUCACCGAGGGGAGGAUAGAGGACGACGGCUCUCUCCUACGCCCUGAACCCCCCAAACCCCUUGGUCUGGCCUCCUGGCCGCCAAUCGUCUGUCCCCGCGCCUCUCCGGACGAAUCUAGCUGUGCGUACCACGCGUGGCGUUUCGACGCCGACGGCAAGUGCCUGAGCAUCCCUCAGAGCGAUAGGGGAGGCAAGGACGAGGCUAACCCCAAGGCGUGCGCCAAGGUCUACCCCACACAGGUCGCCCAAGACAUUAUCUGGGUGUGGGCCGAGAACGGGCCGGACGCGGGCUUAGAGAGCGCGCUCACCCCGCCCCACCUUCUUCCCGAGCUGGAUGAUGAAGAGGGGUUAGCGUCUGGCAGGGUUGUCCCGCAGGGGGUCCAGCACACUGACCUGGCCUACGGAUGGGACACCAUGAUCGAGAACCUCGUGGUGAGCCGCCCAGAUACGCAAGAGUAG
Ectocarpus sp. CCAP 1310/34 is the source of this 675-nucleotide messenger RNA. The record is from the annotation of a GenBank genome assembly. NCBI's taxonomy places the organism in Eukaryota, Phaeophyceae, Ectocarpales, Ectocarpaceae.